Messenger RNA from Caenorhabditis remanei, 1791 nucleotides. RefSeq lists its product as uncharacterized. The record is from RefSeq and is a predicted model, not a curated record. The transcript is spliced from 11 exons. Lineage: Eukaryota; Metazoa; Nematoda; Chromadorea; Rhabditida; Rhabditidae. Bases 1 to 1791 code for a protein of 596 amino acids. Gene Ontology annotation, biological process: regulation of RNA splicing; mRNA processing. Gene Ontology annotation, molecular function: mRNA binding. Gene Ontology annotation, cellular component: nucleus.
AUGCUACACGGGAGAGGAGGUUUUCAUCAUGGAAACGAUCCACCUUCAAAACGUUAUCGUCGCGACGACAAUGCUGAUCCAACCAACCCGAAUCCUUCAAUAGUGGUGCACGUAACCGAAGCCGAUCUUCUUGAAGCACUCAGCAAUUUCGGUCCAGUCGCUUAUGCGACUUGUAUACCACACUCACGAAUGGCGUUAGUGGAGUUUGAGGAUAUAGAGGGAGCCAAGGCUUGUGUAAACUUUGCAGCUUCUAACUCGAUAAAUGUCGGAGGACAGGCUGCUUUGUUCAAUUAUUCAACAUCUCAGUGCAUUGAACGAAUGGGAUUUGAGUCUGCAAUCCCAAACAAAGUUCUCGUCGUCACUGUACUUAACGCUCAAUAUCCAGUUGAUGCUGAUGUCAUCUAUCAAAUUUCGAAUGCUCAAGGAAGAGUUCUUCGUGUUGCUGUGAUGCACAAACCGACGAUCGUGCAAGCGCUCGUAGAGUUUGAAUCUAUGGAAAUCGCAAAAGCAGCAAAACAUGCCAUGAACGGUGCAGAUAUUUAUUCUGGUUGUUGCACACUAAAAGUCGAGUUUGCCAAGCCGGAUCGAGUUCGAGUGACACGUCAGGACAAAGAUCAACGAGAUUUUACUAUCCCAGAGAAUGAAACUCCACAGCCAGAUAACACGACAAGAAAAACGUUGAUUCCAUCGAGACCGGAUGAGCAUUAUCGUCGUCCAUAUGAAGACGAACGCAAUAAUCCGUACGAUCGUCGUGACUAUCCACCACCACCGCCGCCACCACAACAGUACGGAUAUCCGCCACGAGGAGACGGACCACCAGAGUAUUAUGGGGAUCGUGGAGGACCACCACAAUCAAGAUACCGGGAUAAUUACGACGAUAGGAGAGGUGGACCGAUAGGAGGGGCUGGAGGACCGGGUUGCGUUCUCAUGAUGUACGGAAUUGAACACGGCAAAAUCAAUUGCGAUAUGAUUUUCAAUAUUUUGUGUCAAUAUGGAAAUGUGCUCAGAAUUAGUUUCAUGCGCACCAAAACAGAAACUGGAAUAAUUGAAAUGGGAACUCCAGACGAACGUCACAAUGUGCUUGAUUUCUUGCAAGGAUUCGAAUGUUUCGGUCUGAAAUUAGAAUUCAAACCAAGUCAUCAAGAAUGUGUACACUACCUUCGAGACCCAUUCCAAUUGCCGGAUGGCACUCCAUCAUUCAAAGACUAUUCCACUUCACGUAAUCAGAGAUUCACCACUCCAGAACUUGCCGCAAAAAAUCGUAUAAUUUUCCCAACGAAGAUUCUCCACUGGUUCAAUGCUCCGGGUACUAUGGACGAAAAGAAGUUGCUUGACAUGAUUGCUGAGAGAUCGCAGCACAAAGCUGUCAAAGUUGAAAUCUUCCCAACUAGAAAUGAACGUUCAUCUGCAGGAACCGUGGAAUUUGAGACAGUUGAAGCUGCUAAUGAAGUGUUAUGUCUCGUGAAUCAUAUGCCAGUAGACAGUCCAUAUGGAAGUGCACCGUUCAUCAUUAAAUGGGCGUAUGCUACUCCACGUCGUUGGGAAGGAAGCGGAGGGGACGAUGGCGAAGGAGGAGAGAGAAAAGAGGCUUUCAUCCAUCCGGCCGUCAGACCACCGCCAUACCGACGUGGAGGAGGAAGAGGAGGCUAUGGGGAUCCAGGAUUCCGUCGAGACUCCUAUCGAACUGGAUUACAUGGAGGUGGACCUGGUGACCGCUUUGGCCCGUACCCACCACGCGGAGGAGGAGGAUUCCGUGGUGGACGUGGGAGAGGUCGUUUCAAUGAAUACUGA